AUGCCAACGCCAAGUGCCUCUACCAGCGGUGUGGCAGAUAGUGAGCGCAGUGAGAGCCCACGCCGUCCGCUUCCCCAAGUUAGGGUUCCUGUCUUUCCGCAAUCCAGCAGACCACAGGGUAAGAAGAAGCGUGUGCAGGACGCAGAGACGCCAUCGCCAUGGCACCGAAUGACGAAGAGAGCGCGGAAAGCUUACACCGCCAAAGAGAAACUGUACUGGCUCAAGAUGAUAGAUGCGCAGCCGGAUCUGAGCGUCCGCAAGCUGGCCAGCCUCGCCAAAGUGGAGGUGAUGGACGAUGUGUGCGAGGAGGAGCUGGACGAGCUCGUCCCCAACCCUUUCUACUCUGACCCUGCUGCCACUGCUGACAGGGACAGCGAUGCUGAGCUGGUGGCGGAAGCUGGAGAGGAGGAUGCCAAGGAGGAGGAGGAGGAGGAGGAGGAGGAGGAGGAGGAGGAGGAGGAGGAGGAGGAGGAGGAGGAAUGGGAGGAGGAGGAGGAGAAGGAGGAGGAGGAGGAGGAGGAGGAGGAGGAGGAGGAGGAGGAGGAGGAGGAGGAGGAGGAGGAGGAGGAGGAGGAGGAGGACAACGGUGGGGACGCGGAAGAGGUGGGGGCUGGAGGGGGAUGGCAGGAUGAAGGCGAUGAAUGGUGGGCUGAAGGGCGAUAUGAUGGGGAGGAGGCGGAGACCUGGGUUGCUGGGCAGGAUGAGGAUUAG
Messenger RNA from Closterium sp. Naga37s-1, 711 nucleotides. The record is from the annotation of a GenBank genome assembly. Lineage: Eukaryota; Viridiplantae; Streptophyta; Zygnematophyceae; Desmidiales; Closteriaceae.